Molecule: messenger RNA, 2280 nt
Organism: Apus apus (common swift)
Lineage: Eukaryota; Metazoa; Chordata; Aves; Apodiformes; Apodidae
Gene: HR
Product: HR lysine demethylase and nuclear receptor corepressor
Exons: 15
Coding region: 707-2098 (463 amino acids)
Biological process (GO): regulation of transcription by RNA polymerase II
Cellular component (GO): histone deacetylase complex; chromatin
Molecular function (GO): histone H3K9 demethylase activity; chromatin DNA binding; transcription coregulator activity
Source: RefSeq, a predicted model, not a curated record
CCCCACCUCCAAGCAUCCCCUCCUGUCACCCCAAUUCUCAGCAUCCCAUCCCCUCUCUCCCACAGGUUUGCCCUCGGGGAUGGUGGGGAGCUGAGUGUUGAUGGUUUCUCCACCCUGGGGGAGGCCGAGGGGGAACUGGGGGCAGCUGGACCUGAGCAAGGGAGCAGGAGCAACCUCUGCCUGGCCAAGUACCUGCUGGGGGUCCUGGGGGACCCCCUUUGUGAGGCCAUCUGCAGGGACAGGGACACGUGGCUGGGAUCCCCUGGUGGACCUGAGGGGGUGACAGCCUGGAGGCGGGGGGGAGGAGCCCCCCAUCUCUGUGACAUCUGCCAACGUGGCUUCUUCAACUCCCACUGGAGCUGUGCCAGAUGUGGCUUCCAGAUGUGCCCCGACUGCCACUGCAGCAGGAGGGAGGCUGAUGGCCACGAGGGUCCAGUGCAGCCACCUGAGUGCAUCCCUGGGCAAGACCACCACGUCGCAUCCCUUGUCCCCACCCAGUUUGUCCCCACCCGUGUCCUGACCCAGCACUGGAAACAUCUCCACGAGGUCAGGGCCAAGUUUGGCAUCGAGGCACAUUGUCCCUGCGGGGAGGGGGCAGCAGAGCAGAGCCCCCCAGAACCCCCAGGGAUCCGACAGGUUCCCACAUGGGCCGGGGUGUUCCAGGAGCUGCCAGGGGCUGUGCUGCCCACCAAGGAGCCCACCAGGGAUGGCCAAACCGACCUCUCCCGGCACAUCAAGGAAGCAGAGAGCCCCGAGGGGGGGGCAGCAUCGCCAGGACGGCCGCCCCCCCCGGGGGUCUGUGCAGACAGCCACCCUCUGUGACCUGCUGGCCUCCACUGCCCUCAAGCUGUGCCUGGGGCAGGAUGGGGUGCGCAUGGCCUUCGCCCCUGUCUCCCCCACCUUGCCCAGUGACAACCGCCUGACCAGCAUCCUGGACAGCAUCAUCGCCCGGGUGGUGGAGAAGAAGAUCCAGGAGAGGCAGGUGGGGGGCGAGCUGAGCCCCCCCAGCCCCCCUGGCCCCCCAGGACCCCCAGCCUCUCACUGCAUCCUGGCCCCCAAGGGGCUGCUCUGGCUGCACGACCCCAGCCACACCAGCAACUACAAGCUCUUCCAGGAGCACUGGCAGAGGGGACAGCCUGUCCUUGUUUCAGGGCUGCAGAAGAGGCUGGAGGGGCGACUGUGGGGACCUGAGUCCUUCUGCCCAGCCAGGGGGGAGCAGGAGGUGGAGGUGACGAACCUGCGGGUGCCGGGGAGGCGGGUCCGGAUGAGCAGCCGGGAGUUUUGGGACGGCUUCACUGCCGGUGCAGCAUCCUCAGAGCUGGAACAGGGAGGUGGGGACCUGCUGAAGCUGGAGACUGGCUUUGGGGACAUGGAGCUGUGCAGGGCCACCAAUUUGAGUGCCAGCUUGCCACUGCCAGAGUACUGUGGGCCCACGGGCCACCUCAACCUGGCCACUCACCUGCGUGGCCAGCGAGCCCAGCACUGGCUGCGCCCACGGGUCUGCGUGGCUUAUGGUGUCCAUCCCCAGGACAGGAGCAUUGGGACCAAAAACCUGACGGUGGAAGCAGCAGACUCCAUCAGCAUCCUGGUGCACGUCGAGGAGGGGCUGCCCGGGAGGCAGGACCUGCUCCUGCGAGCCGAUGUGGAUGAGAUGGACCCGGAGCUGCAGGGGAGGCUCUGGGAUGGGGCCAGCCGGCCCGGCGCCUUGUGGCACAUCUUCCAAGCCAAGGACGCCGGGCGGAUCCGGGAUUUCUUGGAGAAGGCGUACGAGGAUCAAAACCAGGAAGGGGCGGCCCCGACGGAGCCUCCCGGCCGCUACUUGGACCCCUCCCUGCGGAGGCGGCUGCGGGAGGAGUGCGGGGUGAGCGGCUGGACCCUCCUCCAGUUCCUGGGGGACGCGGUGCUGGUCCCUGCCGGGGCUCCUCAUCAGGUGCAGACCCUCAGCAGCACCAUCAGCGUGGAGCAGAGGUUCCUCUCACCAGAGAACGCGGCUCACCUGCGGGAUCAGAGCCCCCACCCCCAGCUAGGUGCUCAGCUGGAUGGAGUGAUCUUCUCCGCUGUGCGGGAGGCCCUGGGGGUCCUGCGGGGCUGCAGGUGAGGUGGCCACAGGAGGAUGCUCCAGGGAAGCCGAUGUGAUGAUGGCCGAGACGUCGCUGGGACCAGGCGCCUCCCUCUGGGUGGUGUUUGGCUCCGUGAUUUGCCGGGAAUGCUCCGGGCAGGAGCAGGAUUAACUGCGGAAUAAAGUGUCUGCAGCUGCUGGGAUCACCAGCACCACCCGUA